GAAGCGGCUAAUCAGAACUCGCCGGUGGGGUGGAGCCUCGGGCCCUGGAGCCAGGCUAUAGAAGGGAGGGGGAGAAAAAUGAAGCGUUCGCCAACGGACGAUGCUCUGGGCCGGCCCGCCCCGCGCAGCCACAUCCAAUCACAAUGCUUAGGGCCGGAGAUGGAGCCAAUCAGGUCCAAUCAGGAGGCGGGGACGCCAGCGCGCAAAUAGAAAGGAUAGAGAACAAGACCGCAAGCUGGAGGCGCCUAGUUCUCUUCCAACGAAGACCAAUUGCAAGCCAGAUACAGGCGAGUGACUGUCAAGAAGGCCAAUUAGAGCCUCCGAAGGGAACCUGUCCCGGCCUCCUCUCUGAGGGACGGCUCUACCUACCAAUAGCAUGAUCGAGAAGGCGUUCCCUUCGCGAAGGAGGCGGGUAAAGCGGACCUGCCCUUCCUGUGGCCCAGAGCCUGGGGGUGAAGAAAAGAAGGGAAGAGGGAACCCUAUUUCUGUUCAGUUGUUCCCCCCAGAGCUGGUGGAACACAUCAUCUCAUUUCUCCCAGUCAGAGAUGUAGUCGCCCUAGGCCAGACCUGCCACUACUUCCACGAAGUGUGUGACGCUGAGGGCCUGUGGAGACGCAUCUGCCGCAGGCUCAGUCCACGCCUCCGAGAGCAGGGAUCUGGGGUCCGGCCCUGGAAGAGAGCUGCCAUUCUUAACUACACGAAGGGCCUGUAUUUCCAGGCAUUCGGAGGCCGCCGCCGAUGUCUCAGCAAGAGUGUGGCACCCCUGCUAGCCCAUGGCUACCGCCGCUUCUUGCCCACAAAGGAUCAUGUGUUCAUUCUCGACUAUGUGGGAACCCUCUUCUUCCUCAAAAAUGCCCUAGUCUCCUCCACCCUUGGCCAGAUCCAGUGGAAGCGGGCUUGCCGCUAUGUUGUAUUGUGUCGAGGAGCCAAGGAUUUCGCCUCCGACCCAAGGUGUGACACAGUUUACCGUAAAUAUCUGUAUGUCUUGGCCACUCGGGAGCAGCCAGGAAUGGUAGGCACAACUGGCAGCCAGGCCUGCGACUGUGUGGAGGUCUAUCUGCAGUCCAGUGGGCAGAGGGUCUUCAAGAUGACAUUCCAUCACUCCAUGAGCUUCAAACAGAUUGUGCUGGUUGGUCAGGAGACACAUCGGGCUCUGCUGCUCCUCACAGAGGAAGGAAAAAUCUAUUCUUUAGUAGUGAAUGAGACCCAGCUGGACCAGCCACGCUCCUACACAGUCCAGUUGGCCCUCAGGAAGGUAUCUUGUUGCCUGCCACAUCUUCGUGUGACCUUCAUGGCUUCUAACCAGAGCAGCACUCUCUAUAUCACAGACCAGGGGGGAGUGUAUUUUGAGGUGCAUACUCCAGGGGUGUAUCGUGAUCUCUUUGGGACCCUUCAAGCCUUUGACCCCUUGGACCAGCAGAUGCCGAUUGCUCUCUCACUGCCUGCCAAGAUCCUAUUCUGCGCUCUUGGCUACAAUCACCUUGGCCUGGUCGAUGAGUUUGGCCGAAUCUUUAUGCAAGGAAAUAACAGAUAUGGGCAGCUGGGAACAGGGGACAAAAUGGACCGAGGGGAACCCACACAGGUAGGAUUGUUCCCCAGCACCUCUCCUUCAUCCCUCUUCUUCCCAAUUCUCUAG
Castor canadensis (American beaver) is the source of this 1636-nucleotide messenger RNA. The record is from RefSeq and is a predicted model, not a curated record. NCBI's taxonomy places the organism in Eukaryota, Metazoa, Chordata, Mammalia, Rodentia, Castoridae.